Molecule: messenger RNA, 276 nt
Organism: Symbiodinium necroappetens
Lineage: Eukaryota; Dinophyceae; Suessiales; Symbiodiniaceae
Source: the annotation of a GenBank genome assembly
GCAGACGACUUGCACAAGACCUUCGUGGCCCGGCCCGUGGGGAACCUCAUCCUCAAGGGCCGGAAGUCGGCAACGAAGGUUUGGGAGGUCCGUGCGCGUCGUACAGCGGAGAAAUCUGCUCUGGCCAAGACCUACGACAUACACAGGAAAGCUUUCGAUCUCUUCGUGAAUCGGCACUUCGGUGAAGCGCGCCCGCUGCUGUCUGAGGUGUGCCGCAGCCUCCGCGGCCGGCAAGGAAGCGUGGACGUUCCGUCCCAGCAUUUGCUGCACCUGUGC